CUAUGCCUUUUGGCCCCAUUCUCAUUCCGUUGCUAACAAAACUGCGCAAAGACUUUCUCAACAAAACCAAUACAAGACGGUUAUCUAAGUCUACUCUUUCAACCAUCCAUCCCCUAUUCCAUCUUCCUAUUCCUAUAUUAUCAAUCAAUAAAAUUUCACUCCUUAUACGUUCUUCUCCUUCUUCCCUUUAAUUUCUGCCUCUCUCUCGCUCUUUCCUUCCUUUAACAAUUAACUAGAGACGACCCAAUUGACUUCCAGAUCUUUUUCCAGGGAAAAGUUUUGAUUUUUGGAUCGUUUUGUGGUAAGAGUUAGAUGUUGACUGAUAGACGGAAAGUUUGAGGUGGGGCUGGAUUAUAUGGACAGUCUUUGUUGCUUCAGCUCUGUCAGCCAGGUGGUUGGAGGAAGAUCUUCAUCUAACUCUGGCAAGGGCAAGAGCAGUCAGUCCUCAGUCAAAUAUGGCUAUAGCCUAGUCAAAGGGAAAGCAAACCAUCCCAUGGAGGACUACCAUGUAGCAAAAUUUGUCGAGUUUAAUGGGCGAGAGCUUGGCCUUUUUGCUAUAUAUGAUGGACACCUGGGAGACAGUGUACCAGCCUAUUUACAAAAGCAUCUGUUUCCUAAUAUCUUGAAGGAAGAGGACUUCUGGAAUGAUCCAUUCAUGUCCAUUUCUAAUGCCUAUGUAACAACAGAUCAGGAAAUUCUUUCUCAUAGUCCUGAUUUGGGACGAGGAGGAUCAACUGCAGUGACUGCAAUUCUCAUAAAUAAUCAGAAAUUAUGGGUAGCCAAUGUAGGAGAUUCUCGAGCUGUUGUGUCAAGGGGAGGGGAGGCUGCACAGAUGACAACUGAUCAUGAGCCCAAUACUGAGAGGGGCAGCAUUGAGACAAGAGGUGGCUUUGUCUCAAACAUGCCAGGUGAUGUUGCAAGAGUGAAUGGGCAGCUAGCAGUUUCUCGAGCCUUUGGAGACAAAAACCUCAAAACACACUUGCGAUCUGAUCCUGACAUUCAGUACGCUGAUAUCACCCCAGAUGUUGAACUUUUGAUACUUGCUAGUGAUGGUCUAUGGAAGGUAAUGGGAAAUCAAGAAGCUGUUGAUAUUGCAAGAAGAAUAAAGGAUCCACAAAAAGCAGCCAAACAACUAGCCACUGAGGCAUUGAACAGAGACAGUAAGGAUGAUAUUUCCUGCAUUGUAGUUCGUUUCAAGGGUUGAAAAUUGGAACAUACACACUCUCUAAAAUCAGGGUAUAUAUUUAUAUAUAUAUUAUUCUACAAAUCAAGAUGCAAUUCCAUACCCAUGAAAAUCCAUCAUUAAUUUGGAAUAUCCUGCAAAAUAGGUUUUGCCCCUUCCCUUCAUAUGUAAAAAUAUAAAAUUUAAAUUCUCGAAUUUAGGUCGUGGCGUUUAGUAUUUCUUGAUUUCUUCGUGGUGUAGAUUCACACAAUAAUUUUCUUUCAAUAUGCAUUAUUAUUAUUAUUAUUAUUA
This is a messenger RNA of Vigna angularis (adzuki bean), 1474 nucleotides long. Its product is annotated as probable protein phosphatase 2C 9. Lineage: Eukaryota; Viridiplantae; Streptophyta; Magnoliopsida; Fabales; Fabaceae. The record is from RefSeq and is a predicted model, not a curated record. The coding region runs from base 356 to 1204 and encodes 282 amino acids. Gene Ontology annotation, biological process: protein dephosphorylation. Gene Ontology annotation, molecular function: protein serine/threonine phosphatase activity. Gene Ontology annotation, cellular component: cytosol; nucleus. The transcript is spliced from 6 exons.